GGGUAUGAAUUCUCUUCUCUUUGCAUUCCUUGCCCUUGUAUUUGGGGCUCCAUCUCAGGUCAGCCCCACGCAACUUGACGGUGUUCUUGUGGAGAUAACUUACCUCUCAAAGGCAAAGUCAUUGGGCGCAGUCUGCUUGGAUGGAAGCGUCCCAGCUUACCAUAUUGCGCCAGGAGGAGCAAACUGGCUCAUUAGUCUGGAGGGUGGAGGGUGGUGUGAGUCCGAGCAAUCUUGUGCUGCUAGAGCUGGAACUGCUCUGGGGAGCUCGGUCAACAUGCAAGGCUUUGCAGCGUUUAGUGGUCAGCUCAGCUCCGACCCCAAAGUCAACACCGACUUCCACAACUGGACCCAUGUUUUUGUGAGGUACUGCGAUGGAGCUUCUUUCAGUGCCGAUGUUGCUGAGCCCCUCACUCUACCCUCCGGUCAGGUUUUGUAUUUUCGAGGGAAAAGGAUUUUCAAAGCUGUAAUUGAUGAGCUCAAAUCCAUGGGAUUGAGCGACGCCACCCAGGUUCUUCUGUCGGGCUGCUCGGCUGGAGGAUUAGCCACAGUGCAUCGUUGCAAUGAGUUGCAAAGCUUUCUUCCUCGAAUCAAGCUCAAAUGCCUCAGUGACGGUGGAUUCUUCCUUAAUGUAUCAGACAUCAGUGGCAACUACUCAAUGUCUAGCUAUUACAACAGUGUGGUGAAACUGCACCAGCUAGAAAAGACACUGGAUUCCUCUUGUGUUUCUUCUAGAGCUGCCACUGAGUGCUUCUUCCCACAAACAAUGAAAGCGUUUGUCCAGCCUCCACUUUUCCUGCUAAACGCCGCAUACGAUUACUGGCAACUAGAGCACGUAAAAAAGAUCCCAAGGGAUCAAUACGUCUCCUGUAUGAACUCGCUGUCAUGCCCGGCGGUGAAAAAACUCCAGGAAUUCCGGACGAGCAUGAUCGGCGCUCUUUCGGCGUCAGACUGGAACUACAAGAGCUCGCUGGGAGUUUUCUUCGACUCGUGCUUCACGCACUGCCACGCCCGUGGGGACGACAAAUGGAACAAUAUCCAAGUCAAUGGAAAGUCAGUGUCGCAAACAGUAGGCGAUUGGUACUUUGAUCGCGAUCCACCACAACUGGUAAUUGAUUGCGCAUUUCCUUGCAACCCAACAUGCAUUCCAGUCUUCGAUUGAAAAUGCUCUGUUUUAGGGUUGUAGAGUGAGUGCUCUGUUUUAGGGAUUUAGAAUUUGCUCUGCGUUUAGGGUUCUUGAGAAACUUACAUGUGCGGUGACCAGAAACCACAUGCCCCAUCACAUGGGUACAUAAAGCUGCAAAUUUAAUGCGCGAAAAAGCUCUCCUAUAACUUGUUCGCGAGAAAUUAUAGCCACAUUCUUUCUCCAAGUUUGCUUGCUUGGACGCUUUCGAUUGUUUCUCCAAGUUUCUUGAAAGAAUGAGGCUUGUGUUGUUCUUGAUCGCGAUCACAACGAUCAUACCGCACACCAAUGGGCAAUGCAUAUACAUGGUGGAAGUUUCCACUGGCGAUCGCGAAGGCGCGGGCACCGACGCCGACGUCUUCCUCCGCCUGGCCAACUCCGCCGAUCAAUCCCUCAACUUCCAGCUCCAGCGCCCCGGGAACAACUUCGAGCGCAAUGCCGUGGAUCGAUUCGUGGCCACCAACGCUUGCAUCGGCCGGAUCUGCAAGGUGGAGGUGACCCAGAACGGCAAGUACCCGAGCUCCUCGUGGUACGUCAAGGGCCUCAACGUCUCGGUGAGGCAAUCCGGGAGCAACAAGUGCGUGAGCCGCGAGAUCUUCACGAUCGAUCAGUGGGUGCGAGACCCAGUGAUGGAGCGCGCUGGGAAUGGAUUCAAGACCAAGUAUCACUGGAUGCCGGCUUCCAAUUGCGACCAUGGAGCGCUUCCCAAUCCUCGCUGCUAGAACGAAGCUCCAAUCCAGGGCCAAGCAAAGUCUUAUCCUUGUACGUAGUGGUGUCAGUGAUUGAAGGGGGAGGAAAAGAGAGAUCCCGGGGAAAAACUCCCGGAGAUCUAGUUUAUAAUAAUGUUACUUUCGUGUCAGGGGAAGUUUAUAGCGCUUUGGGAUAUGGACAAAUUUUCGUGAUCUUAACUAAGAGAAGUUCUCCAAAA
This is a messenger RNA of Selaginella moellendorffii, 2108 nucleotides long. Its product is annotated as pectin acetylesterase 5. The record is from RefSeq and is a predicted model, not a curated record. Gene Ontology annotation, molecular function: hydrolase activity. Lineage: Eukaryota; Viridiplantae; Streptophyta; Lycopodiopsida; Selaginellales; Selaginellaceae. The coding region runs from base 5 to 1159 and encodes 384 amino acids. The transcript has 10 exons.